Messenger RNA from Quercus lobata, 1173 nucleotides. RefSeq lists its product as uncharacterized. The transcript has 7 exons. The coding region runs from base 40 to 891 and encodes 283 amino acids. NCBI's taxonomy places the organism in Eukaryota, Viridiplantae, Streptophyta, Magnoliopsida, Fagales, Fagaceae. The record is from RefSeq and is a predicted model, not a curated record.
AGAAAAAAGAAAAAAAGGUAUGAGUUUUGGUUUUGUGUGAUGGAAGUGAAGCUAAGCCAAAGACGAGACCUUCUUCUUCCCAAACUCCUUCCAAACCCAAACUUCCCUUCUCACAUUCACAGAGAUUUAAGCUUCUAUUUGAAUUCAUGGGCAAACAGUAAGAGUUCCUUUCACAAGCAUUUUAGAUACAUUGCUCAGAAAUGGAGGUUUCGGAUUCAGGAGAUGUCAAAGGUUCAACACCCCACCAAACACUACUUGGUUCAUGUUGUCAAAGAGGGUGAGACUUUAACUUUGAUUUCAAUGCAGUAUAGUGUCUCAAUAUCUGCAAUCGCUGCUGCUAAUAGGAGUAUCGUUGACAUAGACCUUGUUUUCAAAGGGCAGCACCUUAACAUUCCUUCUGCCUCAGGAGACACUCAAAUGCUGCAAAUUAAAUUGCCAGAAAACCAUCUAGGCUCUCUCAAUAUCUUGCAUGGACUUCUGGGGCAGAGGAAUAUCAAUGUGCUAUCCUCUUAUUGUUUACCACAUGAUAAAACCACUGGAUAUUUUCUAGUUCUGGUUCCUCUCAUAGCAUUUUGCGUCAGAUGCAUAAUUUCUGCCUUGCACACUAGAGUUGCUGGCAAGUUCAGACAUCAAGUUGUGAAUGAAUCAGAGGGACGACAUCAUGGGUGCAGAAGCAUGCGGUGGAAAUCUGCUCUCAGUGAAAUACUGGAACCAGAUACUUUGGAUGCUGUGUCAAGUUCACAUUCCAAUAGCCUUUCAGAAGAUCAAUCUCAAGUUUCUUUUGAAGAGGAGCCACGUGCUUAUGGCAAGCUUGAGCAAGAUUACCAGAAAUUUCUAUCAGAAUGUGGAAUGAGUGAAUGGGGUCACUGGCGUGGAGGUUCUCCUAAAUAACUUCUAGUGCAGUAACUUUGAGCCAAGCUAUGGAAUCCCUGUAGUAGCAUAAAAUUUUUCUUUUGUUUUUUGUUUUAUGAUUUUUUCGAUUGUGCAGAUUUUAGACAGACAUACAGAUACAUAUAGAUUUUGCUAGAAUAUAGAAUUAGAUUUCAAAUUCAUUAUAUUUCGCCCCUUUUACUUUCAACUUUUAGCUUGUAUAUGUGCUAAGAGGUGGUUGGAAAAUCUUUAGCUAUGUAAUGUGAACGGUUUUAAGGAACUGGAAGAAUUUAUCAUUAUUAU